AAACUAUUUAAAUAGGUCGGGGGGUGCAGGCUAGGCACGUGGAAGAGGGUUCUGCCCUUGUUUUGUACCAGAAUGCCUGCAUUGGACAAGCCGCAGCAACCCAAACCUUUCAAGCAGCGGAAAAGUUUUGCAACACGAAGGCAAGAGGUAGCAGGCAUUCGGUCGAAAUUCCCAACUAAGAUCCCUGUGAUAAUUGAAAGGUAUCCGAGGGAGAAAUACCUACCUCCCCUAGAUAAGACGAAAUUCCUGGUGCCUCAAGAACUUUCAAUGACCCAGUUUGUAACGAUAAUAAGAAAUCGGAUGUCGCUGAUGCCAAGUCAAGCCUUCUACCUGCUCAUCAACAACCACGGCAUUGCCAGCAUGUCCCUCACGAUGGCGCAGGUCUACAAGGAUCACAAGGACGAGGACGGCUUCCUCUACAUGACCUACGCGUCCCAAGAGAUGUUUGGCCAGGAGUGAAGGGCGGACACCAUCUCCAGCGCCACGUCAUGCUGGAUUUUUAAGUACUGGGGGUAUUGCCAAGUCCAAGAGGAGCUCGUCUAAAAUAUUGUGUUUAAGUGCUCUGGUUCGGACGGUUUUAUUACUCUGCGAGUUGCGUCUCCAUUUUAUUGAAUAAAUGUAUUUACCCGUUAGUAUGAUUCACUCUUGGCGCUGAUUUUGUAGCCGACCGGUUGCGUUAAAUUACGCACGUAAUUCAACUAGCCUGCAAAUGCACUGCGUGAAAUUCAGCUAAUAUGGGUUUGAAACUGUAAAAUUUAGCCUGUAGUGUGUAUAUGUGAAUACUUCUGGGAGGUGGAUUGUUUUCAAAGCUGAAAUGGGUGCUUGAUUCAUUUCCCAUCAACUUGUGAAGCAUUUAA
This is a messenger RNA of Paramormyrops kingsleyae, 857 nucleotides long. It is a transcript of the gene map1lc3c, whose product is annotated as microtubule-associated protein 1 light chain 3 gamma. The record is from RefSeq and is a predicted model, not a curated record. Gene Ontology annotation, biological process: autophagy. NCBI's taxonomy places the organism in Eukaryota, Metazoa, Chordata, Actinopteri, Osteoglossiformes, Mormyridae.